CUAUCCCAUAACUUUUCAGCCUCUCUUGGUAACCGGAUCAGUGGGGGCCAUUUUCUGAAUCGCGAUCAUUUAUUAAGAGGCAAUUCCCUUCUCAUCCCUACAUUACCAACUUAAAUUACCCAUCAUCUAUUCUAACUCUCCACGAUCGCAAUAUGCCCAACCCAACGCUAGUCUUCUGUGCCGGUGCCUGGUACUCACCAGUAGCAUUCGGCCCACUUAUCGAAAAGCUCCCCGACUAUACCUGCCGCACCGUGGCCUUCCCCUCCAUCGAGCAAGCCACUGAGGUCAAAGACCUCCAACCCGAUAUUACCGCAGUCCGCAGUGUCGUCGAAGAGGAAUGCGAUGCCGGAAAUGACGUUGCAAUUGUCUUGCACAGCUGGUCUGGUCUCCCCGUCAGCAGUGCCCUCGAUGGACUCAGCAAGACGGAGCGCCAAGAAGCGGGUAAACCAGGCGGCGUGGUGAAGCUCAUUUACCUCUCGGCUUUCAUUCCAGAUGUUGGCGAGAGCCUGAUUGGGGCGUUCGGAGGGGUGGCACCGGACUGGUAUGUUCGGGAUGUGGAGAAUGACACCGUGACGCCGGAUGAUCCUUUCAAGUUAUUCUUCCACGAUGUUCCCGAUGGACAGAAAUGGGCCGAAACACUACGACCUCAUGCAUGGGCGACCAAGAAUAGCCCUGCCACGAGUGCAGCGUACCUGCGAAUUCCAAGUGCCUAUCUGCUAUGUGAAGAUGAUCGGGCAAUUCCAUUAUUUGCGCAAGAAGGGAUGGUCGAAAAGGCACGAGCCAAGGGAGCCACCUUUGAGACAGACAAGGUUAAGACGGGACAUACGCCGUGGCUGGUGGUGCCGGACCAAGUGGUGGAGUUUGUGAAGAGACAUGCAUGAGAUUAAUAUAAGUAAUUUAUAGAGCAGCCAAUUCGAUUGAUCGAGUCCUUCCAUCCACACCCUGCUCCCCUUCCAAAUGAGGGGUUCGAGCAUUGAGACACAAUUAGUGACGGGUGGCCCC
Aspergillus welwitschiae is the source of this 1002-nucleotide messenger RNA. Its product is annotated as alpha/beta hydrolase. The transcript is spliced from 2 exons. The record is from RefSeq and is a predicted model, not a curated record. Lineage: Eukaryota; Fungi; Ascomycota; Eurotiomycetes; Eurotiales; Aspergillaceae. The coding region runs from base 153 to 881 and encodes 242 amino acids.